Messenger RNA from Drosophila subobscura, 720 nucleotides. Its product is annotated as mitochondrial import inner membrane translocase subunit Tim22. NCBI's taxonomy places the organism in Eukaryota, Metazoa, Arthropoda, Insecta, Diptera, Drosophilidae. Bases 118 to 705 code for a protein of 195 amino acids. Gene Ontology annotation, cellular component: TIM22 mitochondrial import inner membrane insertion complex. Gene Ontology annotation, molecular function: transmembrane protein transporter activity. The transcript has 3 exons. The record is from RefSeq and is a predicted model, not a curated record. Gene Ontology annotation, biological process: protein insertion into mitochondrial inner membrane.
GGUAAACAUCUGUUGGGCGAUGUGAUAACAAUUUCAUUAAUUUUUACCCGACACAUUUUGAUUGCUAAUAAACUGCAAUUUCUGAAUAGAAAUACAAACAAUUAUUGACAGACAGAGAUGUCCAUGCUGCCAAAUGCCACAGAGCAGCCCGCAGAGGCGGCCAAGCCACGCCUCUUUGACAACGCGGAUCUCGACAAGAUGGCCAUGCAGUUUGUCGGGGAUAUGCACAGGUACCGCGAGAACGUGAUAAUACCCAGAAACAUGGGGCCGGUGAAGAUCAAGACGAACGAGGAGAAGCUUAUCGAGACGGCGGUGGAGAGCUGCGGCUUCAAAUGUGCAAUGGCAUGUGUGAUGGGAUAUGGUCUUGGCGCUGCCCUUGGACUGUUCAGUGCCUCCGUUAAUCCCAGCAUGGCUGAUCCCUUUGCGAACGAGAAGAAACAAACUGCACGCGAGGUGUUCCGGGAGAUGCGCGCCACAACGCAUUCCUAUGCCAAGAAUUUCGCGCUCAUUGGUGCCGUCUUCUCCGUUGUCGAGUGCACAAUUGAGAGUAAACGUGGCGUCACUGACUGGAAAAAUGGCACCUACGCGGGCGGCAUCACCGGCGGACUGAUUGGCCUGCGUGCCGGCAUCAAGGCAGGCGUCAUUGGCGGCCUCGGCUUUGCGGCAUUCUCCACGGCGAUUGACUACUACAUGCAUUCUAGAUAGGCUUCCCUUUUAUCG